GCAAUGCAGUCAGUUGUCUCGGCACCGUUGACUCGUGCGGGUGGUUUUUAUUCUCCAUUAUUUUCCCCUCUUUCUUUCACGAACGAAAAAUUUCGCGAACGUCCCACACUAAUAUACAUAUAUAUAUAUAUAUAUAUAGUCUCUUUUUUUCUUUCUCACUCACGCCCAUUCUUGUGUGUAUAUUAAUCAAAUAGAGAAGGAGAAGAAAAAUCAACGAAUGGAAAUAAGGACGUUUUUCGCAAAAAAGAAAGAAAUCAGGACAUUGCAAAAAUUUAAAAAAUCAGUCUCGUAGCAGACGUUUUUUCUUUUCUACAAGAGAGAAACAUUCGCAUGGAAUGAGACAGACAGACACACACACACACACAUGUAGAUAGACAUCAAAGGUAUUAAACAAUAAUAACAAGAGAAUCAAGAAAACUGAGUUUUUUUUCUUUUUUGAAAUGUAUAUGAAAAUAAUUAUCCGGAGACAUCGAGUUUGACUGGCCUUCAACUAGGGACAGUGACUUUCCACCUGUAAUAUUAUGCGCUCGCACGCAGUAGUUCCCAUCGCGUUAUUAUCGUUACGCGUUUGUCGUUGGACUCGAAUGAUGUGGCAAUGGCGCUCAAGCGAUGGAGUCGUCUGUAUUACUCCUGCUACUACUUUAACUUUUGCUCGUCAACAACACAUUUAUUCAUCGUUACCAUGUUACACUAAGUAAUUUUACAAUUUACAGUGCCUUUAUAUAUUAUUGACAAGUAUUUUUUUUUCCUAAAAAGAAAAAAACAACACCGGAAAUUAUAAAGUGAAUUUUUUUUAAAGAAGAAGAAAAGGAAAAGCAUCUCUCUCUCUCUCUCUUGCUCAAAUGUGAGACCACCAGGUGAGCGGAAGUUUAAGUGUGUGUGCCCCCCCCCUGUUCUUUUUUUUACCCACCAACAAACCAUCAUCAUCACCAUCACCCCCUUAUGAGAACGAUGCACCAAUUGUUCUCUCUAGGACAAAAAGAAAAUAAUUAAAGGAUUAAAAAGUGUGUGUGGGAAUUUUGAAAAAAAAAUCAAGUGUUUAGAGAUUUUUUUGUGUGUCAAAUUUAUAAAAAUAAUAUAUCGUGUGCUUAGUGGCCACAGUGUGUUUUUCACGGGUGAGGUUAGGUUCGGCCGCAAAAGGUAACAUAUACACGUAUUUUAAUAUACACAACAACAAACGCUCUCUCGCGCGCACAUACAAACACAUUCUUGCAAACAUUUUACACACAGUCACCGCCGCCCGGCUCCUCGCGGAUUUCUCAAGAGAGGAGGCGACCGCGAAAGGGGAUUUCUUAACCGUCGAGACGAACCGGGUUCUCUCCUUCUUCUCUUUUAUUUAUAUGUAUAUAUGUAUGUAUAUAUAUACGUGAACGAAAGGGUUAUAUACAGGUGAAAAAAGGGGGAAAAAAAGAGAGAGAAGAAAAUAAAAUUAAAGAAGAAGAAAAAAUAGUUUUUUUUUGAAAGAAAAGAAGAAGAAUAAAAAAAAGAAAGAAAAAGAAGAGAGAUACGGGAAAGAAGCACGCGAACGAAUACACCAAGGCGAAUGCCGAUCGCCGCUGGAAUUCUUGCCACUGGAACUGCGGCUCAUUGCCUGUCCUCCGCCGCUGGCAUGUUUCGCUUCCUCGCUAAACUUACAGGGAGGCGGCGGCACGUGCGUCGGAGUUCUGGGCCAGGUGCAGCAGACGGACGACCGGCGGCGACAGAAGCUGCAGCGGUAGCAUCACGAGAAGCCGAGGAAGCUGGAGAGCUCAACUUGGAAACGAAUAACAACGGCAUUUCGGACCUCAUUCCACGCUGCACUGAAUUUGACGAGGUGGAUAUUAAUAUUAGAAGCGUGGAGUUGGGGCGCUGGGAGCAGAGGAGACUUGAGGAGAGUCGAAAAAGGAUUACGGCCGACGAUGACAUUGACACGUGUCAUCGUGAGCAUGGAGAAUCCUACCUCUACCAUCACCAUCCUGCCCAGGAACGAUACCUCCACCAUCAUCAUCAUCAUUACCAUCAGCACCAUCAUCUUCCUCACACGUCACAUGAAAGGCAAUUGGACGAUACAAGAAGAAGUAGAAGGUCGAGAACAUUAUCAUCAUCAGCAACAACAACAGAAUCAACGACGACGACAACAACAACAACGACGAGAACGACAAGGAGUAGUUGUAGGAUUAAUAGUGAGUCAGUAUCAUCAUCAUCGUCAUGGCAGCAAAGUGACAGUGAAUCACGACUGCCAACCCUCAAUAACGAGGAAAUUAUUUCACCGAGUCCAAAUGUCACCACCGUCCCUUCCGUUACUGCCAUGACGAAAGGAUACAGGUUUCCACCGUACCUCGCCACACUGCUCAUCCUUUCUUACACGUUCUUCGGUAUGGCAGACGCGUGCUCGUCGCGGUCAACGCCGAAACCGCGGCCGCCGACGGUGACGCAACGGCCGAACAUCACAUUCCAAAUGUACACAUGCCCACCGGAUUAUGCACAGUGGUACUGUUUAAAUGGGGCCACAUGCUUCACCGUGAAAAUCGUCGACUCUCUUCUCUACAAUUGCCUAUGUGCUAAUGGGUUUAUUGGUCAGAGAUGCGAAUUCAAAGAUUUAGAUGGUUCCUAUUUACCUUCUCGGCAACGGGUCAUGCUAGAAACUGCCAGCAUCGCUGGUGGUGCCACGAUAGCAGUAUUCCUCGUCGUUAUCAUUUGCAUAGCGGCUUACAUUCAUUGUAAACGGAAGCAAAAGGAAUUACGUUCGAGUAGCAGUGUCGAUACGGUGGAUGGUCCUAGUCGAGUGAGGCCGUUUAGCCAUCACAGUCACUCUCUUAUGAUCAUCAUGGCCAAGGACCACAAUAACUCGUCGAUAGAGCAGACGCGAAUGGUCGGUUGGAAUAAUCCGCAACCGGAAUCAACGCGGAUGUCAACGAUCAGCGAAGGAAAGCGUUCGAGUCAAUAGCCGAGUCGACGAAUAACGAAACAAGUUGAGAAAACCAGUGACGACGAGACGCGAUCGUUCAAGUGUCUCCAGGAUUCGCUGAUGAGCAUAAAAAAAACGAAACGAAAGAGAGAGAAGUCAAAAAAAAACACACGCAAAACAAUUUUUUUUCCACAAAAAUCUUCUUCUUUUAAUAACAAAAAAAAAAACUAAAUAAAUGUAAUUUCUUUCCCUCUCUCUCUCUCACCUCUUUUUGUACUU
This is a messenger RNA of Leptopilina heterotoma, 3166 nucleotides long. RefSeq lists its product as uncharacterized. Gene Ontology annotation, biological process: epidermal growth factor receptor signaling pathway. Gene Ontology annotation, molecular function: receptor ligand activity; epidermal growth factor receptor binding. The record is from RefSeq and is a predicted model, not a curated record. The transcript is spliced from 8 exons. Bases 1544 to 2926 code for a protein of 460 amino acids. NCBI's taxonomy places the organism in Eukaryota, Metazoa, Arthropoda, Insecta, Hymenoptera, Figitidae.